Archocentrus centrarchus (flier cichlid) is the source of this 1866-nucleotide messenger RNA. RefSeq names its product sodium-dependent phosphate transport protein 2A-like. Gene Ontology annotation, cellular component: apical plasma membrane; brush border; vesicle. Bases 127 to 1866 code for a protein of 579 amino acids. Gene Ontology annotation, biological process: sodium-dependent phosphate transport; intracellular phosphate ion homeostasis. The transcript has 14 exons. Gene Ontology annotation, molecular function: sodium:phosphate symporter activity. NCBI's taxonomy places the organism in Eukaryota, Metazoa, Chordata, Actinopteri, Cichliformes, Cichlidae. The record is from RefSeq and is a predicted model, not a curated record.
AUCCAUGUCAUUUUGUCGGGUUUAUGUCUUUUAUUUUCAUUAAAAAUGCUCUUUGUGUUUCUUUUUUAAUCAAAACAUCAACUUUGUGAACCAGGGGCGUCUAUCAGCAAAACACAGUUUCCCAUUAUGGAUGCCCUCCAAGAUCUGAUAAUGGGAACUCUAUCAAGACUACAGAGAAUGAAAACGGUGGCAUGUAAUCUCUGCAAAAUUCCCCUCCUUCUCCUGCUUCUGUACUUCUUUGUGUGCUCUCUGGAUAUUCUAAGCUCUGCUUUCCAGCUAGUUGGAGGCAGGAUAGCAGGGGAUAUUGUCCAGGAAAAUGCUAUCCUUUCUAACCCUGUGGCAGGGCUGGUGGUGGGGAUAAUGGUGACAGUGUUAGUCCAGAGCUCCUCCACCUCAACCUCCAUUGUUGUCAGUCUUGUUUCUUCUGGUUUGCUGGACGUGCAGUCAGCCAUUCCUGUCAUCAUGGGCUCUAAUAUUGGAACAUCAGUGACUAAUACCUUUGUUGCUCUAAUGCAGGCUGGGGAGAGAGAAGAGUUUGAAAGGGCAUUUGCUGGCGCUACAGUCCAUGACUGUUUUAACUGGUUGUCUGUGUUGGUGCUUCUCCCUCUGGAAGCUGCGAUUGGGUUGCUUAGACAAAUCUCAAAGGCUAUGGUUGACACACUACAGCUCAGCAGUGGUGAAGAAGCUCCUGAACUUCUUAAAGUUCUAACUGAGCCACUGACUAAAAUGAUAAUUCAGUUGGAUCGGUCAGUCAUUACAGCAAUUGCUACAGGAGACCAGAGUGCGAGAAACAAGAGUCUGGUGAAGCACUGGUGUCAAACCACAGCCAUGAAGGUCAAUGAAACUUCCUGGGGAACACACAACCUUUCAGAACAAACACAAAAAUGCAGGCAUCUCUUUGUGGACUGCUCUUUGUCAGAUUUAGCCAUAGGUCUGAUCCUCCUGGCUUCCUCGCUGUUGGUCCUGUGCAGUUGCCUGAUAUUGCUGGUUAAACUACUCAACUCCCUCCUGAAGGGCCAGGUGGCCAGUGCCAUUAACAAUGUUGUUAACACAGAGUUUCCCUACCCUUUCACUUGGCUGGCAGGUUAUUUGGCUCUGUUCGUGGGAGCAGGAAUGACCUUUUUGGUACAGAGUAGUUCUGUCUUCACAUCAGCCAUCACUCCACUAAUAGGGAUUGGUGUGAUUAGCAUUGAAAGAGCCUACCCUUUGACUCUGGGGUCCAACAUUGGCACCACUACAACAGCUAUACUAGCAGCCCUAGCUAGUCCGGGAGAUAAGCUAGCUGCUGCUACACAGGUUUCUUUGUGUCAUUUUUUCUUUAACCUCCUUGGUAUCCUGCUGUGGUAUCCCAUUCCAGUUACUCGCCUACCCAUACGUAUGGCCUGUGCCCUUGGCAAAUGCACUGCCAGGUACCGCUGGUUUGCUGUCGCGUAUCUCCUUCUCUGCUUUGUGCUACUCCCAACCCUCGUGUUUGCUCUCUCCAUGGCUGGCUGGAAGGUGAUGACUGGUAUUGGUGUUCCAGUCAUUAUGGUGAUUAUAUCUGUUGCAGCAGUUAACAUUCUUCAGGUACGCAGACCUGAUUGUUUGCCACUUAGACUACGAAACUGGGACUUUCUACCUCCUUGGAUGACAUCAUUGCAACCCCUGGAUGACCUCAUCAGCAGACUGACCUCAUGGUGCAGGCAAGAGAACGGGUGCAUUUUUAAAAGAAAUAAUACUCCAAUUACAUCACUGGAGGGCAUUACUGAAAACACUGAGAGAAGAGAUAAAUGGGGGCAGAACUGCGAGGACCCAGAGAAGGAUGAGAGCUGUUGGACUCUGGCGCUUGAAAAAAGGCGAGUUUUGAUGAUGACUUGUGGAAAUUAG